GUCAAGCUGAAGAAAACAAAACACGAUUAAAAGAGCGGCUCGCGCACUUUUCAGUUCAAAAGGAUAACAAAUCUCAAAUGCAACUUUAUCCAAUUUUCCCCCGAUUUUCUGUCGUGACAAUUUUGAACCCCCUAAAAAUAAUACAGAAUGGUUGAGGGUCCAGGUUGUAAAGUAAAAGGAGAAGUGAUGACCAAGAAAAUCAAAGGAAAAACAAUAGUCAAUGUUCAUCCCGGAAAACCGGAAAAGGUUUGUAAAGAAAAUUCUUCUCGCUUUCAACAAUUUUGUGGGCAUAAAGUGUCGGAAGUUCGCACUUUGGGAAAGGAAUUAUUUAUUUUCUUUGCUCAAAUAUCACUGUGUAUUCGCAUUCAUUUCCUUAUGGAUGGAUCUGUAAGGUAUGGAAACAAUCGAGACAAAAACUUACAGGCAUCAGAACCAACUCUCACUAUUAUCUUCCCGGAUGAGAAGCUCACUGUGUAUAAAAGCUCUGUUGACAUAAGAUGUGCAGAAGAGAGCAAAGAGCAUUGUGAUUCUCUUGCUGAUCUUGAUAUCAAUUAUCCUUUGUUCAAUUUCACUCGCGCUCAACAAAGAAUUGAGCAGCAGCAAUCUGAACUAAUAUGUGAUGUUAUUAUGGACCAAACAGUUCUUCCAGGCGUAGGCAAUAUUAUUAAAAAUGAGGGUCUGUUUAAAAGUGGUAUCAAUCCCACUGUAUGUGUGAGUGAUCUUUCACCAAAACUCAUAACAUGCCUCCUUCAUCGCCUAAGGGACUUUUCACAUGUCUUUUAUUUGUGUCGGAAAAACAACAAGCCUUUAAAAAAUCACCUUUGUAUUUAUGAAAAAUCAAAGUGCUCUCAAUGUGAUAAUCAAGUCACUAUUUGCAAGCCAGGGAAUUUAAAGAGGCUGACCUUUUUUUGUCGUGUAUGUCAGGUCAAUUCAAACCAUAGCACUGUUGUAUCCCUUCCUAAAAAAAAUUCCUUGCUAGGAUUUUUGCAGCUUUCUGGCUCUUCCUCUAUUCCAACUCAAGAUUGGGCUUGCCCCCACUGUACAUUCAUUAACAGCUCACCCUCUCUGUCAUGCAACAUGUGCCUUUCCCCAAAGCCAGAAGACAGAAAGCGCAAGAUGUCAGAGGACCCCUCCGCAGGCGGGGCUGCAACUAAGAUUAUGAAAACCGAAACAGAAUUUAAAAAAGUGCAUUCUGAUGGAGAAAAAAAUUUACCCGCACAAGUUGCUUCUUUGGAAGACUCUAAACUACCAACACCCUUAUGCCAAACCCAUAAAAGAAAGACCUCUGUCAAAACAGUCAGAAAAGCUGGAGAGAACAAAGGACGUCUCUUCUAUAACUGUGGUAUUAGAGAAUGCAAGUUUUUUCAGUGGGCAGAUCUCCACCACCCAUUGUGCAAGCAUGAAAGAAGAACUGUUCUACGGCGAGUCUUGAAACAAAAUGAUAAUAAUGGCAAAGAAUUUUACAGUUGUCCUCUUUCUAAAGCUGAACAGUGUGGAUUCUUUGAAUGGGCUUAGUUGAGUCAUUGAGACAUCACUUUUGUAAUGCUAAUCGAGGUAAAUAUAGAAUUGAGCAAAAGUAGUAAAGAGUAUAAGCAAUUUAAUUUAAAUAAAGAAAGUAAAGCACGA
This is a messenger RNA of Thrips palmi, 1626 nucleotides long. RefSeq names its product endonuclease 8-like 3. NCBI's taxonomy places the organism in Eukaryota, Metazoa, Arthropoda, Insecta, Thysanoptera, Thripidae. Gene Ontology annotation, cellular component: nucleus. The coding region runs from base 148 to 1515 and encodes 455 amino acids. Gene Ontology annotation, biological process: base-excision repair. The transcript is spliced from 9 exons. Gene Ontology annotation, molecular function: zinc ion binding; damaged DNA binding; DNA-(apurinic or apyrimidinic site) endonuclease activity. The record is from RefSeq and is a predicted model, not a curated record.